CCAGCCACCUACGAAGAACCGUGGCCUUCGCGCCGCACGCUCUCGUAACGUCCUCCAGCAGCAGGUGCAGGAGCCGAAGGAGUCUCCGAGUGGAGGCCGCCGACUCGGCGGUGUGUAUAUGUGGCGCGCCGGUCACGUCGGACGACGGCUCCGACAGCAUCUGACUCGUCGGACACCUGCGCUCUCGAGCAUUGCGCGAGCACUCUCGACUGGUCCGGCCGCCGAGCUGCAGCCUCCGCCGGAGCCGGAGCGGCACCGCGGCGACAAGCGUGCGCGGCAGCUCACGACCUCGAUCACCUCCUCUCCCGACGCCGAGUCGCUGCUCUCCCUGUUUGCGAGGCGCGGCGACGACUUCAACGACCGCCACAUCUCCGCCUUUUGGACCACGCUCGGCCGUCUCGCGCGGGCCGGACAGACCCGCCUGCGCCUGCACGCCGACGCCGACGCCGUCGACGCGCUGCGCGAGCCGUGCCACGUGACUGCGGCGCUGCUCUCGACGCAGCUCGUGGAGCCGCGCGUGGUCUCGUCGGUGCUCCACUCGCUCGCAGCGGCGAGGCUCACCGGGCACGGCCCGUGGGAGCACGUCUGGCGGGACGGAGCGAGCGCGGCGCUCGCCUCGGACUUGCGCGAGUAUGCGCCGCAAGCCCUGUCCAACCUGGCGUGGGCCCUCGCGCACAACCGAGGCAGCGCGCCCAGCGACCUCCUCGACGCGAUCGCGAUCGAGAUCACGGCGUGCCACGACCCCACUUGCCCCCACCCUCUCACCGAGCGCUUCACGCCGCAGGGCCUCGCAAACACGGCCUGGGCCUUUGCCGAGGAGCUGAGCAACCUCGCGCGUGCCUUUGCGACGGCGGGGCACGAGGCGCCGGAGCUGCUCGACGCCAUCGCACGCGCAGCACGGCAGCGGUUGAGCGAGUUCACGCCUCAGGGCGCCGGCGGCGACGCGCCUAGUGCAGGCCCGCCGCCGCUACGCGCCGCUCUCUGCGCCGAGCUGCUUGUCGAGGGCCGCGCCGCCGCCCUCAACCCCGCCGAGCUCGCCAUCACGCUGUGGGCGUUUGCCACGGCCGGACACACCGGCGGCGAGCCGUACCGAAUCAUCGCCAUUCUCUCCUCCGCGUCCCUCUCCUCUGCCCCGUCCGCCAUCUCCAACGCGGCGUGGGCGCUCGCGACGGCGCGGCACGAGAACCCGCGCCUCUUCUCGGCGCUCGCACAGGCCGCCGCCGCAAACAUCGACCGGCUCGGCGCCCUUGACCUCUCCAACUUGGCGUGGGCGUUUGCUUGGUCGAGCCAGUAUAACGCUCGCACUCAUGCGAGGCGCACAGUGAUGCGGCUCAUCCAGCGCGCCAGGCUCGGCUCUGCGGCGCUCGUGCGGCUCAGCGACUUUGACGGCGGGUCGCUCUCAAACCUCGCGUGGGCCCUCGCGGUCGCCUCCCCGUCCCCCGACGUGCUGGACGCCGUCGCCGCCGCCGCCCUUUCCGAGCGGCUGGCGGAGGUGCACGGCAGCACGGCGCUCAACGUGGGGCAGCUCUGCCAGGUGCACCAGUACCAGCUCUGGCUGGAGGAGCGCGGCGAUGCGCUUCCCGAGGCGCUGCGCGAGCAGGCGCGCGACUCCUUCCUCGGCAUGGCGCAGCUCGCCCCGUCGUCGCGGCUCGAGAGCCUAGAUGCUGCAGACGCAUCCCAGAUGCAGAGGCUCGUCGCUAGGGAGUUGCGCGCAGUCGGCGGGGUGCGCUCCGUGGAGGAGGAGGUUGUGGUGGCGCAGGGGUACACGGUUGACUUGCUCGUGCAGCACGCGGACUUCGGCCCGCUGGCGGUCGAGGUGGACGGGCCGCACCACUUCCUGUCGGAAGGGUCCCGCCGGCCUACAGGGGCGACCCAGCUCAAGCGGCGGCAGCUGCGCAGCUCUGGGCUCCGUUUGGUCUCGCUUCCUUACUGGGAGCUGAACGAGCUGCAGGCCCAGCCCCGUAGAGGCUUCUUGAGCGGGCCGUGAGAGACGACCAGCGAGUCGAGAGUGCGGAUGACCCUUGACACCGAUCCCGAUCUUCGGAUCCACGCGAAUGUGUGACAGCGAUCCGAGCCGCGAGCGAUCAUGAGCGAUGUCUCCGCACGCAUGUGCCAGGCUUCAUGUGGAUCUGCCGGUACGGCUUUAUGUCGGUCGUGUCCAGCCC
Messenger RNA from Emiliania huxleyi CCMP1516, 2165 nucleotides. RefSeq lists its product as hypothetical. Gene Ontology annotation, biological process: mitochondrial RNA processing; regulation of mitochondrial mRNA stability. The transcript is spliced from 10 exons. Bases 119 to 1987 code for a protein of 622 amino acids. Gene Ontology annotation, molecular function: RNA binding. Lineage: Eukaryota; Haptophyta; Isochrysidales; Noelaerhabdaceae. The record is from RefSeq and is a predicted model, not a curated record. Gene Ontology annotation, cellular component: ribonucleoprotein granule; mitochondrial matrix.